CUCCCCUUGGGCCAGGGCCAGCCUCCCUAACCAGGAUUUAAAGCGACUGUGAGCCUCAUUACCGGGACGCCAGACAUCUAUUUGCUCUCUCAAAGCCAUUUCUGCACCAACGAUGGCCACCUUCGUGGAGCUCAGCACUAAAGCCAAGAUGCCCAUUUUGGGUCUGGGCACCUGGAAGUCUCCCCCGAACAAAGUCAAAGAAGCCGUGAAGGUGGCCAUUGAUGCAGGCUAUCGCCACAUAGACUGCGCCUACGUCUAUCAGAAUGAGAAUGAGGUGGGAGAAGCCAUCCAAGAGAAGAUCCAGGAGAAGGUGGUGAAGCGGGAGGACCUCUUUAUUGUGAGCAAGGUACGUAUGGCCCAUUUGGUGGGAGGACUGGACUUCAAGGCAGGCAGAAGUAUGUGGAUGUGGUCAGUGCCAAGAACCCUCCCAGCCUUUCCUCUAUGUCCAUGUUAACCCCAGCUCUCUUCA
Messenger RNA from Ictidomys tridecemlineatus (thirteen-lined ground squirrel), 469 nucleotides. The record is from RefSeq and is a predicted model, not a curated record. NCBI's taxonomy places the organism in Eukaryota, Metazoa, Chordata, Mammalia, Rodentia, Sciuridae.